CUCUAAGCUUCCGGCUCACACCAGGUUCGGCUUGGGGUUUGGUUUUAGAGGUUUCCUCUUUCUCUCCCUUUGACCCAGUAUGGAUGGGAAAGAAUCUGAUUCAGGAAGUGAUAGUGGGAUACCGAUUCGUGGUUUGGAUGAUCUAUUUAAAGAGAGGCGUACGCUGAAUAAGUUCUUAGAGACAAAGAAUCCCUUUGAUAAUGAUAAAAUCACUCGCGUUUAUCAGAAAAUUUUUAGAUUUCUCAUUGAGGAUAUUUCUACACUCGAGUCAAGAGGGAUCACUCGUGGUUACCUCCAGCCCCAUCAAAUCAUGGUUGCUGGUGGCCCAGAUUUUGAGUUUAUGAACGUUUGGCUGUUAAAUAGACCAGAGGAGGACAAUCCGACCGCGCCUACCUACAGAGAGCAGUUUGAUUCCUUGGCACGGAUGAUCCUUGGUGAACGGGAUGCCCCGAACUUGGAGUUGGAUAAUUUUCUUCACAUCACAGCUUCUGCUGCUUCUGGAGAACAGCGUUUAUUUGAUUUUAAGCAACUCCAAUGGCAUCCACUACUGUUUCCAUCCACUGCAAAACCCAAGUUAGUAUACAAUGUGUUUUCUUAUCUCGGCUUGGAGGAAACAUUAAGUUGGAAAAAGGACUUCAGACAGAUGAUACAGAGGGAUGUUGAGGUUAGGGACACAGUUCUUGGGGUGGACGUGGAUUACUUUUCACAUGUUUACAACUUGAAAGGACCACAGUACUAUGUAGAGAAUGCACUGGGGGCAUUCCUGUUUUCUGCAAAUGCCAUUCUGGAUACGAGUUAUUAUAUCGGGAAGGCCUUCAAGGAAUAUAUGAAAGAUAAGGAAAACCUCAAGGAACCUAUGACACAAGAGCAAAUAUUUGAUAUGCUUAUUUCCUUCUUCCCGCACGUGCUUAUUGAUGUCUAUGAUUUCCUUGUAAAGAAGGGCAUUUCAAUUGAAAAAAUUUCUGAAGAUUUAUGCUACUUUUAAGUCUCCAUAUGUGUAUUCAUAUGGAUCUUUCCAGAUUCAUGUAUUAAUAUGAAUUUUACCAGUCACCACAUAUUGUAUGUGGAUCGUAUCUCAGUAGUAGCUUGCUAAGAUUUCUUUUUUGUUUUUGUUUUUUCGGUGAGAUAUACUUUCUUCAUUUGAAUCGGUAAUAGUUAUAUAUGUACAAGGUGUUGAUUUUCUCACUUUCCUUUCGUCCAUUUACAAUCACUUUGAAGCCAUACAAUGAUGACUGUUUAUUUCAACUUCUGCCUCACCAUAAUGACUUGGAUCCAAAAAACCUAAGCAUAAUGGCUGCCUGUUUUGAGUUUAAAUACUUGCUAUCCAUUAUAUAACCUGUCAUUUUGAACAAUAUAAAAUUAUUUACAGGAAGUUGAUGAGUACGACAGCUUUUACAAAGGAAAUAUGGUUUUAAUAAUAUUAUCAUAAUUUAAUAAUGGAAUAUGUAUGAUUCACCAAAACUUACCUCUCAUGCUCAUGAUCCCAAACCAAUUGGCAAAGCCUCUU
Molecule: messenger RNA, 1507 nt
Organism: Prunus persica (peach)
Lineage: Eukaryota; Viridiplantae; Streptophyta; Magnoliopsida; Rosales; Rosaceae
Exons: 7
Coding region: 80-985 (301 amino acids)
Source: RefSeq, a predicted model, not a curated record